AUGACAGCUAUCGGAAAAGGAUCGGUCAAGGCCGACGAUCAAGUCUGGGCUAAAGCCCAGCCACAUCAGCCAUUGAUGACGCCGCUGCGAGCUCAAAAAGGUUUGUGGAUUUCAAGUUUUCCGACGUCGUUUCCGGUGACUCCGGCUAUUGUUUCCGUCGAUCGAGGUGGAGGUUAG
Molecule: messenger RNA, 177 nt
Organism: Prunus armeniaca (apricot)
Lineage: Eukaryota; Viridiplantae; Streptophyta; Magnoliopsida; Rosales; Rosaceae
Source: the annotation of a GenBank genome assembly